AUGAGCUUCUGGCACAAGGACGGGACGACGCGCCCGAUGAGCGGGAGGCGGGGCGCGGGACAGAUGGCCGGGGGCUCCGUCAACGUGUUUGCAUGGGGCGAACCGACCCAAAGCACCGAAGCCAGGUCCGCGUACGGCGCCCCGGGCGACGGCGGCCGGCUGCCCUCUGCCGGCCACACCUCCGCACAGAGGGAGUCGCGCUUCGGCAUGAACUUCGGGUCCCGGCGGCCGAUCACCGCCCAGGGCGUGCGCCAGCGCGACGGUUCCAAUGCUGUCUUCGGUGAUCACGCUCCGCCGCCGGGCCGCCCGCUCAGCGCCGUCAAGGCCUGGGAUCUCCGCGGGCACAGCAUCAUCGCCCACGAGGACGUCCUGGACAACCACGUGACCUCGUCGCUCCAGCAGCAGACGGACGGCAACGUGCGCGGCAGCUCGGAGGUGCCAGGGCGCGACAUCUGGUCGCCCUCCGCGUACCCCAAGGCCAACAAGCCCAGCAGCGACGCCAAGAAGAAAGACUUCCACGGGUCCAAGGUGUUUGGGGGUUACGCCGACCGGCCCGAGGACUACCACGACAAGGCGCGCCGGACCCGGUGGAACCAGUUCAAGGGCCGCGACUACGCCGGCCACGGCCAGCUGUGGGAGCAGAACGAGGGCGGUCGCGACGAGACGGGCGUGGCGUCGCGUUCGGUCAAGUUGAGCGACAAGAAGAUGACCGAGCUGAAGGGCACGGAGGCGCACGAGACGCGCGGGUACACCGAGCGCGACGCAGCGCAGCCCGACAUGCUCGACGUGGCGUACCGCGUCGCUUCGACGGCGCCGGUCAAGCCCGAUGCGGUGCGCGAGCUUGAGGAGCGGCAGGCCAGGGGUUUCCCGAUCAAGCACAACCCCCUGCGGACCCCUCCGGGCGGACGCUCCACCUUCGUGUUCGGUUGA
Pedinophyceae sp. YPF-701 is the source of this 930-nucleotide messenger RNA. The record is from the annotation of a GenBank genome assembly. NCBI's taxonomy places the organism in Eukaryota, Viridiplantae, Chlorophyta, Pedinophyceae.